GUCGCGUCAAGCUGAGGGAGAGAGCGAUACCCACUCGCAUACGCACUAUUUCCCCCCUCUGGGAUUAACCUAAUCACUCAUUUUGUAAAAGCAGAGGAUUUAACCAACGCUGGGCGUGGAUAUCACCCCCGUUUAUCCCUGUGCGUUCCCGUUUUCCCUCCUGCUGCAGCCCCUUAGGCCGCAGUGAGAAGCAAGCGACAUGGACGGGUUUUAUGACCAGCAGGUCCCUUUCAUGGUGCCUCCCAAUAAGUCUCACAUGCAGGAACCAUCGUGCAGACCUUUGAAUGACCGAAAAAGGAAGUUUGUUGACACCGAGCUGGCACAGGAUACAGAGGAGCUCUUUCAAGACCUCAGCCAGCUACAAGAGAUUUGGAUAGCAGAAGCCCAGGUACCUGAUGACGAACAGUUUGUUCCAGAUUUCCAGUCGGAUAAUCUGAUGUUUCAUGGACCUCUUCAAACCAAAAUAAAGAGGGAGAUGAGCCCAAGCAGAGAGUUUUCCCCAUGUGGACAAGAGCAGAGACUCUCUCCAUAUGGAGAGAAGUGCCUAUAUAACUACAGUGCCUUUGACAGGAAGCCAUUUACAUUCAACAAGCCACUGACUCCUCCUUCAACGCCGGCAUCGCCCUUUGGUUCCUCCAGCACGGCAACACAUCCUGUGCAAAAAAGAGUGAUGCCACCAGCCCAAACACAGACGCAAGGACCACCGCUAUUACCAGGACCAAAUCACAGUUCCACAUCACCACAUCAGAGAGCACAGACUCCACUCCACAGUCAAAGCCCACCAUUUGCUGUGCCCUGCACACCUGUCAAUCACCCAGAUGCCUCCUACAGCACAGACCACAGGUUUCAUCGGCAGCUUUCCGAGCCCUGUCUUCCAUUCCCACAGUCCGAUGGCCGCUGUCAAACACCUUACCCCCCACAGACCCGUGGCCAUUUUCCCCGGCACAGCCGCCCUCCUUAUCAACGCCAGAUGUCAGAGCCGUUGGUGCCAAUGCCUCCCCAGGGGUUUAAAAAGGAAAUGGUGGAUCCUCGUUACAAUGAGCAGGGUGUGCAAAACAUGGGGCCUCCUUGCGCACCCCUGUUCCACCAACUGUCAAUCAAACAGGAGCCCAGAGAUUUCGGCUUUGACUCAGAAGUACAGAACUGCCAUUCAUCUUUUGGGAAAUCAGGAAAUUUCUAUGGCGCCAAUGGUGAGGGUUUUGGGUAUGAUGGAGAAGCCCACCUCUAUUAUGAUGAUGCAUGUGUAGUCCCAGACCGUCUGGAGGGCAAGCUAAAGCAGGAGGGUGGAGUUUUUCGGGACGGCCCUCCAUAUCAGCGAAGGGGAUCUCUGCAACUCUGGCAGUUCUUGGUCACUCUGUUGGAUGACCCGUCCAACAGCCACUUCAUCACUUGGACUGGCCGUGGGCUUGAGUUUAAACUCAUCGAACCAGAGGAGGUUGCUCGCCGGUGGGGCAUUCAGAAGAACAGGCCUGCCAUGAAUUAUGACAAGCUGAGCCGAUCCCUGCGUUACUACUAUGAGAAGGGCAUCAUGCAGAAGGUAAAGGUUGCUGGAGAGCGGUACGUGUAUAAGUUUGUCUGUGACCCCGAUGCGCUUUUCUCAAUGGCAUUCCCUGAUAACCAAAGGCCCAGUCUGAAAGCAGAGCCUGAAAGCCUGCAGGUUCCUGAGGAUGACACUGUUCCACUCUCACACUUCGACGAGGCAAACCGUGCCCCCUAUCCAGGAGAUGCCAGAGACCAGUGCUUAGUAGUACCAUCCUUUCCUGAAAAUUACGCUUUCUGAACUGCUGCGCCACCGCAGAGCGGACCAAAAGAACUCUCAAAUGCAUCCUCGCACUCCAAAUGCAGCUCAUGUCAAAUUGUAAUCGCUCCGAUAAGGAAUUUGUAGUGCCUGCUGACAAGUCUCUAGACUUUCUUGCCACACUUUUAUUGUUUGUUACUAAACAGAUUUCACGAUGGGAAAAAAAGUCUUUUUUUAUUUACAAAGGGACACAACAGUAUUUUCAGUAUAACCUUUGAUUUUAUAAAUAUAUAUAUAUAUAUAAAUAUAAGUGUAUAUUUUAAAAUCUGGCUUUUGUGCACUGCUUUCUUUUGUGUAUUGGGCCUGGUGUCUGCUUCAGUGAGAUUUGUAGAACUUCUGACAAUGCGUAAUGACCUCAGGCUGUUGUCAUUAUAAGAGUGUGUGUGUGUGUGUGUGUGUGUACAUAGCUUUGAUUAUUAUAAUCUGGAAAAAUGCACAAUUUUUAUUUCUCCAGCUGGCCAAGUAAAAUGCUUUGUAACUGUUCAGAAAUAGUUUCUGCUUUUGUAAUGUGAUUUUUAAGGAUAUGGGGCUGGGCAAAAUGGGUUAGGGGAAGUAAAAAAAGUCAAAUUUAUGUAUAUUAUGAGUAUAUUUUUCCAAAAGCUGAAUUGAAUUGCAUUGUAUAAGCUGUACGACAGACUUUUAUCACUUCUAAUCUGUUCUUUUUGUACAGUGGUAUGUGUGUGAAUUUGCAAACCAGCUCUUGAUAUAGGGGGAAACAGACCUGAGCACAGGAUCAGUUACGCUUGUGUGCCCUUUAACUGUUUAUCAAAGGAUUAUAGCAAGGUCAUCUGAUCUCUGUUCAGUACUAAGCAAGCAUGGCAAGAAACCUGCAGCUCUCUCUCUCUCCACCUUCACUGUCAACCUUGCUUGUCUAUACUGUCUAUACUUCACUGUGGAUAAGACUAUCGUUUCAUUGUCUUUUGAAGACAAUUUCUAAUAUUAAAAUAUUUGCAAGUACAGUUUUGGUGUACAAUUACAGAUCUGUAUUUUCUAAACCAUAAGGUACAUGAUAAAUAAACAUCCAUAAAUGGA
Danio aesculapii is the source of this 2830-nucleotide messenger RNA. RefSeq names its product ETS variant transcription factor 5b (gene etv5b). Bases 200 to 1780 code for a protein of 526 amino acids. NCBI's taxonomy places the organism in Eukaryota, Metazoa, Chordata, Actinopteri, Cypriniformes, Danionidae. The transcript is spliced from 12 exons. The record is from RefSeq and is a predicted model, not a curated record. Gene Ontology annotation, cellular component: nucleus. Gene Ontology annotation, biological process: regulation of transcription by RNA polymerase II; cell differentiation. Gene Ontology annotation, molecular function: sequence-specific DNA binding; DNA-binding transcription factor activity, RNA polymerase II-specific.